GAUUUUGGUGUGGCUCACGUCAAGCUGUUGUGAGUUUCAAGUGGUGUGAAAUAGUUAGUAAUAUUCAUUCAUUGAAUUCUUCAAUUUUUUGAAAUUAUUAUUGGUACCAUCGAAGAUUCCAAACUCUAAACUCUUCCGGAUAUUUUUCAUGAAGGAUUGAAAGAGAGAUUUGAAAAAUAAGUCUUUACCCUUAGGAGCAAAAUGUCCAGAAGACUCUGGCCCUUGGCGUUUCUCUUGGUGGGGCUUGCCCUAGCUGCCUCACCAGUCCCCCACCAGACGAGUGAGGAUUCCCUAAGGAGUGCCCUCAAUGCCGUAACAAGGAAACAGAGGUCCCUCGAUGCACUUCCCCCGGCGGGUUACUACGGCGACCUGAGGUCUUUCAAGUAUCACGGCGAACCGGAGCCAAAGUUGGAGAGGGAGGAAAUACCAGAGAUGGAUGAUGAUGAUGAGGAUGACCUCGAAUUCCUUCCCCUAGAGAACGGCCAGUUGGAGAAUAUCGGGGGUGGAUACCGGGGGUUUAAUAAUAAGAGAUUGGAGAGGGCUCUUAUGGAUUAUUUUGAGACAGCACCCAUUCAAAGAGAAACAGGAACCUCCUCUCUGUUCCGCGAGCGUGAGAGAAACGGGGCCCGAAAACGCACAAUGAACCCGGACCAUUUCAAUGGCCAUGACGACAGAGAAUUGGCUCGACUAUUUUUGGACGAGCUCCAAAAUUCACCCCCUUACGGAGAAGAGCCUGAGGACACCCCCGAGUACUUGCCAAUCGAGGCCUUGCAAUCUCUCUACGACAGAUACAGGUUGGAGGGGAAUAAUAAAUUGGAAAUGCCGGGUCCGAUGUCAUGGGCUGAAGACGAUGGAGUGGAUUAUUUUGCCGAACGAGAACGCGGUCAACGUCCAAAGAAUUAUUUACUCUACCAGGUACUUCCCAUCACUCAGAGAAGAAAUGUCAAUGGAAGGUAUCCUAUUGGCAGAGAGUACAGGGACCUUGUCAAACGAUUUCCAGUUGCCAAGAGGAGUGCUAAACCCUUUCCACUUACAUCACAGGCUACUGAUCCCAAGGUCGCACAGGAUCUAGGUGCCCUCUUCGGUCCUCAAUCACGCCAAGCCAACAAAACCCAAGACCAAAAGCUCUCAGCAAAAUUAAAUCACGUGCACAAUGACGAUCACAAUCACAUGCACCAACAUACAUCAGAGCGACCUGUCUCCUUCACCACAGACGUCUCGUCCACGACAUCUCGACAGGAGCACCUCAAAGACAAGUCCGGUACAAAGGCCAGCAAUACUAAAGAGCGUCUGAUAGAAGUGAAGAAGAAGAAGAGUGUCGACUGGUCUCAGUAUUUCGGCAUCGACAGAAGGCGAAAGAAGGCAACUCUUCUAGCUAGACCUGGUAGCCAGGAGCAGGACGACGAGUGGAUGCUCCAGAGGUACUACAAGACAAUGGCUGACAACUUGAAAACUGCUCCGGCAAGGGAUUUCGAGAGGAAUGGAGGGGAGAAGAGGGACAAAUUGGAUCAGAUGGACGAGAAACUGAAGAACGUUAAGAAUGUCAUCAUCGAGGAUGCGGUGAGGUACUCAGCGGCGGGCGACAAUGAUGCUGACCCUCAGGAUGUCAAGGAGGUGGUUAUGGCCCGUAUGGCGGCGGCUUAUUCCCUGGAGAAGAUGAGGAAGGCUCUCAAUGAAUUCAGAAACAGCAUUGCUGCGCAGAGGGAUUCGCCCAAAAAUUCUCAAACGAAAAAUAAUAAUUCUAGUAAUAAUGGAAAUAAGGAUAACUCCAGUGGAAUUGGGGGGAAUGAGAAGAGGUCUAGUAAUGUCAUCGAUGAUGAAGGAUCCCCUUAUGAAGGAUUUGAUGAGGGCAAGUUUACACCUUGUCCGGAGUUGGAAGUUAUUGAGAGGAGUUGCAAACCAGCUAGAAAUCUUGUUAGUGGGCUCUUUGUGCCCUGCGUGAUGCAUCAAAUUUGCACAACUUGUGAUGAAGAAGAUGAAUGCAUGGGAUUGUUUGCAAUGGAAGCAGCCCGAGUCUGUGACCUUCUCGAAGAAGAGGGCCGUGACGCUGGUGGCCAUUGCGCAAGAACAGCCCUUGUCAUCUCUCAAAUGCAACCACUCCCCAUCGGCACAUCCCUCUGUCGCGGCUCCACUGGAGGAGAUUCCUGUCUUGGUCGAUAUCAAUAUCGCAAUCGCAAUCGCGAUCACAAUCGUCAUCGUUUCUCCUACUAUCCCUACGCAACCCGACGACACAGCACCACCAGCGGAUUCGAUACACCAAUGAAACGAUAAAAAAAACUGAGGAUAUUUCAAUGAGGUAUAUAACGCCAGUCGACAUGACAGCGUCAUAUCAAAUAGAAUCUUCCCUCUCUUUGCAGAUUGUCUGAAGAAAAAUCCAAAUGUGUAGAUCUUUAGGCGCCUAGUCAGUGUCUGCGAAUGCGAAUUAUUCCCAUGUGUGGAGGAAGGAUGGAUUGUCCUGUUGGCAAUAUUUAUCGCCAUCACUAAUACCUGAAUAGAAAUGAAAAAUGACAUCCUAGCGAUUUCUGUUGGACUUUCUAUUAGUUUUUGGCUGAUUCUAUUGGGAAAUUCCAGAAAAUGCUGUAUAGAAAAAAAAAUCAAUAGAACAAUAAAAUUCUAGAGAUUGUUUCUGUAUCCGGUGAAUUCGCUAGGUUUUUCUUUUUUUUCUAUGAAUCAUAUUUGUGCCUGCAUGAAGAAAAAAUAAAAAUAUCUGUGGGAGAGAAAAAAAAACUGGAUUAUCUACCGAUACUUCUGAAGACGAUUCGAGAGAAUUAUAAGAUCCGACUUGCCAAAUUAUCAACUUUUCAGAUGAGGAAAAAUGAAAUCACAAUGAUGAAAUUAUUAAUCGUGCUUAAUCCGUACAGUGUGUACCUGAAUGUAUAAUUGGUUUAGGUCAUAAGCGCAUCUUCUAUCUUCUCCUCCCUUUUAAGUAUAAAAAAAUAUAUUUCAAGUCACCCUCGGAGACUCAUGCACCUAUUGACGAUUAUUAUUAGUUGAGAAUAUUCGCAUUGUAUUUAAACACGCACCACUCGGCCUAACGAGCCUCAUUUUAAACUCGAUAAUUAUUUCAAUGGAAUUGAUCAACGAAGCUGAGGACAAUAAACGGUUAACGAAAGUAUUUUGAAUCGGCUUGAUGUCUCCAAUGGGUCUUUGGAUAUUAAAAAAUUGUAAAACGUGAGUGAAGAAAAAUUUAUAUUCUAUUCAACAUCUAUUAGCUGCUGUAUUCCAUUUUGUUUUAUUUUCAUUGUUCGAGUUGAUGAGAUUACGUUGGAAAAUAUCUAGAUAAAGCUUUUAAAGAAUUCCAAUAUUUCCGAGCUGAUGCAAUCGGUGGGGAAGCUAAUAUUUCGAAAUUUUUCAUCUUUCUUUGAAAAAUUAUCAAAUUAAUUGCAAAAUCAAAAUGUUUUGUCGCGUAAAAAUCCUUUGGCAUUGAGAUAAAUUGAGCUUUGAAAAGAGCGGAUAAAAAAUCGCAGUUAUGAUAAGUUUUAUCACUCCCCCACCGAAAAAUUCUUAUAUUUUCAUCUGCGUUAAUACAUUCCAGUAAUUUCGAAAAAAAAAAAACAUAAGCAUUUAAU
Diachasma alloeum is the source of this 3569-nucleotide messenger RNA. RefSeq lists its product as uncharacterized. The transcript has 7 exons. Bases 202 to 2271 code for a protein of 689 amino acids. The record is from RefSeq and is a predicted model, not a curated record. NCBI's taxonomy places the organism in Eukaryota, Metazoa, Arthropoda, Insecta, Hymenoptera, Braconidae.